Molecule: messenger RNA, 1206 nt
Organism: Gossypium raimondii (Peruvian cotton)
Lineage: Eukaryota; Viridiplantae; Streptophyta; Magnoliopsida; Malvales; Malvaceae
Product: calcineurin B-like protein 1
Exons: 9
Coding region: 293-934 (213 amino acids)
Biological process (GO): calcium-mediated signaling
Molecular function (GO): kinase binding; calcium ion binding
Source: RefSeq, a predicted model, not a curated record
UAUAAUCCCCCCUCCCACAUUCCUUUUCACAUUAGUUCAUUUCUCUUGUUAAGUGUUAGAGAUUGUAAAGCUCCGCCUCUUUUUUUUCCCCCUUUUUUUUCUGUCGUUCAUUUUAAGCGACGGAUUUUAAUUUUCCGGCCAAAUUUCCGGUCGGUUUAAAAUGGUUUUUUCAGGCGGAAGAACAUAGUGAAGCCUAGGCGCUUUAAGUCUAGGAACUUCUUCCUUUUUUUUUUUGUUUAAGUUUUCUUUCUUUCCUUAAAAAAGAAAAAAAAAGAAAAAGGUUUCCCAGUAAAUGGGUUGCUUUCAUUCUAAAGUAACAAGGCAACAUCCUGGGUAUGAAGAUCCUGUUACUCUUGCUUCACAAACUGCUUUUAGUGUUAGUGAGGUUGAAGCACUUUUUGAGCUAUUCAAGAGCAUCAGCAGUUCUGUGGUUGAUGAUGGUUUGAUUAGCAAGGAAGAAUUUCAAUUAGCGCUGUUUAAGAAUAGGAAGAAGGAAAACAUUUUUGCAAAUCGGAUUUUCGAUUUAUUUGACGCCAAGAAGAAGGGAAUCAUUGAUUUUGGUGACUUUGUUCGAGCACUCAAUGUCUUCCACCCAAAUGCCUCACAAGAGGAUAAAAUAGAUUUUACAUUUAAACUUUAUGACAUGGAUGGAACCGGUUUUAUCGAGCGUCAUGAGGUCAAGCAAAUGCUGAUUGCUCUUUUAUGUGAAUCUGAAAUGAAGUUAGCAGAUGAAACCAUCGAGGCAAUACUUGAUAAGACAUUCUUGGAAGCCGACAUUAAUCAGGAUGGGAAGAUAGACAUAUCAGAAUGGCAAAACUUCGUCUCUCGUAAUCCAUCCUUGUUGAAAAUCAUGACCCUCCCAUACCUCAGGGACAUAACAACAACAUUCCCAAGCUUUGUUUUCAAUUCUGAAGUAGAUGAAGUUGCCACUUGAUUUGUAUGUGGUGGUACAUGCAUUUGGUUGAAUUUGAAACACACUUUUUUUUUUUUUGGUGGCAUGAUUUGUUGAAAUUGAGCUGUCAUCAUAUGAAGAUAUUGCCUAGUUUUUGGUACAAGGCUUAAAGCUUAUAAUGUUUGUAAAGGGUAGUAGCUUAAAAAAUAGUUGAUUGUAUAGGCCAUUCUCAUUUAACCUUUUUUUUUUAUUUAAGGUUUUCUCCAUUUUUAGUCAUAUUGAUCUGUGGUAAUGCAGUAUCAGUUUCAGAAUUA